ACUGAGGGACGAAAACGCGAGCACCCCCACCAAGACAGUGGGGUUGGUGGGACGUGCCGUACCGUCGUAAACGUUACCGAAACCUUAUCCGCCCUAACUACUGGUUGGGGCCGUUUGUGUCUGCAAUGGAAAGGGGCCAGUUCUAGACUGGAUUUGACAAUGUAACAGAAAUAACCCCUCAGGAAUGCCUGCCGCUUUGGGUCCAUGUCUGGUGUUGGUGCCAAUGGCUGUUGGAGCUCUGCACCCGGUGCAAUACGGAGUGAAAUAUGCAUGUCUGCUUUUUGAUGCUGCGAUAUUUCUACAAUCGUAUAACUUCAUCUGGAACCUGGCGGCCCGGUUGUGGAAAUACGAGAUGACCCAAUCCGGAAAACCUGGGGCACAGGCGGUGUUCCGACCCGUGUGGCUGUGUGCUUGGGACGUGGUAUUUACUGGGCCGGCGUCCGCCUCCGUUUCCUGGGUCCCGCUGUCUGCGCUGGUGGACCGCUGCCGGCCGCGCCAGCCCAAUUUGCGGUCUCGGAGUCAAUUUUCGCCCUGGGUGCGCCGCCCUUUGUGUCACCGUCGCCAGGCGCUCGCCCCGUGCCCUAGGGGUUACCCGGCCGCAAAAUUUUCACCUCUCCAUAUGAAUUGACAAUUUUUGUCUACUACCGCCAACUCUUCUGACCACUACAAAAUGUCUUUAGGAACUUUAUACUUCAGCGAAAGAACCAGAGCCUGGAUCCCCAAGGCUGUCAUCAAGCACUUCGACUUGGAUGUCAAGAUCGUCGAUGCCUCUGGAAAGGACUUCACCGACAAGUUCCCAUUGGGCAAGGUCCCAGCCUUUGCUGGACCAAAGGGCUUCAAGUUGACCGAAGUCAUGGCCAUCACCAUCUACUGUAUGUAUAGCAU
This is a messenger RNA of Suhomyces tanzawaensis NRRL Y-17324, 885 nucleotides long. RefSeq lists its product as uncharacterized. Lineage: Eukaryota; Fungi; Ascomycota; Pichiomycetes; Serinales; Debaryomycetaceae. The record is from RefSeq and is a predicted model, not a curated record. The transcript has a single exon. Bases 185 to 628 code for a protein of 147 amino acids.